AGCAGCGGAGCGGAUUUAAGUUGUGUGUGUGUCACGGAAACAAAUUAAAUCCCGGCAACAGGAAACGAAACUAGGAUUACAUCUUAUUCGCAUAUCCGUGUUUAUAGAGCAGAGUGUUUUUAGAAAUAGUCUUGACACUCGGUGGUGUGCCAGUAGCUUUGUAAGUCGCUGGGUGAAGCUGCAGCAGUGAGAGAUGAAGUGCGCGGCCGCGGUGCUCGCGCUCUGCCUCCACAUCACCGCCCUCAAGGUGGUGGCAGGUGAUGUGUGCGCUAGCGGGAAGUUCACGUCGUCGGGUGAGUGUUGCAGUCUGUGUCCUGCGGGCACAGGAGUGGCAUCCAGUUGUGAACAAGACGACACCAAAUGUCAGCCGUGCCAAGACGGUGUGACGUUCUCAGGAUCUGAGGGAUUGUCCAGGUGCCAGCCGUGUUCACGAUGCCCUUUUGGAGUCCCCCAGCUGGCGCACUGCACCAUCACCCAGGACACCCUCUGCGACUGUGGCAAAGGCUACUUCCUGUGGAAGCGGCCGAACGAAACCGACGCCGUCUGUGCCCCGUGUGCUAUGUGCAACAGGGGGGAGGGCGUAGUUCGGGCGUGUGGGCCUACGGGAAACACCGUGUGCCAACCAUGCGGCCCGGGCACCUUUUCAGAGGAAAAAAGCUCCAGCCAGACCUGUACGCCGUGCUCCCAGUGCAGCAAGGACGAGGUCGAGAUCCGGCCCUGCCAGCCCAAGUCGGACACACUCUGCAUGGAUCGAGACCUGCACAUCUUUUCGAGGAAUGGUACCGAGUUUCCGCGCCGACUCAUCCCUUCUGAAGAGGAGCGCGAGAAGAAGAAUAGAAUGGUGCAUGGGUCCGAAGCUCCGGACCUUAGCUCUCAGGACAGUCAGGGAGGCAACAACAUCCUGAUCUAUGUGUCUGUGCUGGCAGCCGUGGUGCUGGGACUCCUGAUCUACGUCGCCUACAAGUGCUGGAAAUCAUUCCAGCAGAAGGCGGCGCUGGGAAAAGCUCGGGCUGCAGAAUUGAACAACGUGGUAGAGGGCGAGAAGCUGCACAGCGACAGCGGCGUGUUCCUCGACUCUCACAGCCUGCAGGAGGGUCACACGGGUAAAGGCAUUAAGCAGGACACCAAGCAGGACUCUCGCUACCUUACGCUGCCCCCUCACAGGCAGGAGGAGGUGGAGAAGCUUUUGGCCGAGGGUGGAAGUCGGAGCUGGAGGCAGCUGGCCACCGUCUUGGGUUACGAGCAGGACCGAGUGGACAUGUUUGGCCGUGGCGAAGACCCCGUCCACACGCUGCUGACCGACUGGGCGCAGCAAGACAGCUCGACGGUCGAGCUCCUGUCCACCGCACUGAGCAACAUCGAGCGACACGAUGUAGCCAAAGCACUCGGUUCUCCCAAUCAAGGUAUUACCAUGGUCUGAAUCCGGUCCCUUCAGUGGCCUGAAAGAUGGAAAACAAUGGAUCCUAAAGAGGGAAAGAGCACAGCACUCGUUUCUGCAUGACAGGGAAGAGACUUUCUACUCCAAACGUGAGGAAAAGAACUGUAAUCCUGCUUUUGUUUCGUAUCAAUCUUAAGUGCCUUUUUGCUCGUUUUUGCAGCGCUUUCCAUCGAGAACGGAUGCUCCAUUCCAGUCAUCCGUUCAAGACUGUUUCAGUAUUUAUGCGAAGAGGACAGACUUCCUUUUCAGAGUCUUGACAAGCCAGAGCAAAACAUAAUACUGGCUUUGUAAUAAGAAAAAAUCCUAGCCCUUUGUUCUUCAUAAUGCAUUAUAAUAAAUGUUGUCUUCUGAGUGGUUCAGAAGGAUUUGGUUACCGUCUUGCAGGUUGCAUCAAAAGCCAGAGGACAUGUUUCGGUGCUGUUUUCCGCACUCACACUCGUGCAGGAGGAGGAGGGUCGUCUUCUUCUGGAUGAGUUAUUAUCCAUGCGAAAAAAAUGCUUUGUCGUACUGAUGCAAACAUUUGGACUCUUUGAACCCGAGCACAGCCUUCAGUGUUUUCCCCAAAACAGACACAAAACUACACACAUGCUGUAAAUGAAAAAAAGGAAGCAAUGCCUGUUUUAUGGGCAAACUAUUUGGUGUAUGUUUAGCAAAUGCUAAAGCGCAAUCAAUCAUGAAGCACUGUUUCCUUAUGUGCGUGUGAACAAUUAAUCAAAUUAUACAACUAGAAGAGUAUCAGUGAUAGGGAGCAGCACCAUGUGACCAUGUUUGUCCCGUUAGUUAUGAAAUACAUUU
Molecule: messenger RNA, 2233 nt
Organism: Clarias gariepinus (North African catfish)
Lineage: Eukaryota; Metazoa; Chordata; Actinopteri; Siluriformes; Clariidae
Gene: nradd
Product: neurotrophin receptor associated death domain
Exons: 6
Coding region: 194-1420 (408 amino acids)
Biological process (GO): Rho protein signal transduction
Cellular component (GO): cell surface; plasma membrane
Molecular function (GO): death receptor activity; coreceptor activity; nerve growth factor binding
Source: RefSeq, a predicted model, not a curated record